This is a messenger RNA of Penaeus chinensis, 1267 nucleotides long. RefSeq names its product WD repeat domain phosphoinositide-interacting protein 2-like. The transcript is spliced from 9 exons. Lineage: Eukaryota; Metazoa; Arthropoda; Malacostraca; Decapoda; Penaeidae. Gene Ontology annotation, cellular component: cytosol; extrinsic component of membrane; phagophore assembly site membrane. Gene Ontology annotation, biological process: autophagy of mitochondrion; protein localization to phagophore assembly site; nucleophagy. Gene Ontology annotation, molecular function: protein binding; phosphatidylinositol-3-phosphate binding; phosphatidylinositol-3,5-bisphosphate binding. The record is from RefSeq and is a predicted model, not a curated record. The coding region runs from base 41 to 1075 and encodes 344 amino acids.
CUGCUUAGAAGAGUCCUUAUAUAUCCACAACAUCCGCGACAUGAAGGUUCUCCACACCAUCCGUGACACCCCGCCGAACCCCAUGGGUCUGUGCGCUCUUUCCAUUAGUAAUGACAACUGUUACUUAGCCUACCCUGGCUCCAACUCCAUCGGCCAGGUCCAGAUCUUCGAUGCUCAAAAUCUGCAAGCAAAAACAAUGAUUCCUGCUCACGAUAGCCCUCUUGCUGCCAUUGCCUUUAAUGCCACUGGUACUAAGGUUGCCACAGCUUCAGAGAAAGGCACGGUGAUACGUGUCUUCAAUGUGUCUGACGGAGCCCGGCUGCACGAGCUGCGGCGGGGCAUGAAGCGGUGCGCCACCAUCUUUUCCCUAGCCUUCUCACCCGAUGCACUCUUCCUCAUCGCCUCCUCCAAUACAGAGACAGUCCAUGUCUUCAAGCUCGAGGAGGUCAAGGAUACGCAACGAGUAGUGGUAGAGGAGCAGCCCGGACUAAUGGGCUGGAUGAGUAAAGCAGUGAGUGCGUCGGCCAGCUACUUACCAGCCCCUGUCACAGAUAUGCUGAGUCAGGGCCGUGCCUUUGCCACCAUUACACUUCCCUUCCAGGGAAUACGGAAUGUCUGUGCCAUAGCAACGAUUCAGAAACACCCUCGAGUAGUUGUCGCUUCAACAGAUGGUUAUUUGUACAUUUACAACCUGAAUACUACAGAGGGCGGUGACUGCACUUUAUUGAAACAACACAGGCUCGACGGAAGUGGCGAGGGGAGCAGCCCGGGAAGUGAGGGAGGCCCCGUGUUAGGACCCUACCCUGGAGGCGCCAAGAAGACAGAACCAGUGAGCACGACCGGAGGCAGCUAUGCAGGAGUGGUGAAGGGACCAUCUGCUGGAGUCAUGACAGGUAGUACAUCCGCGGACACUCUUCCCCCUCGCACGCAGGAACACAAGAGCAAUGCUAAGAGGACGUACAGUGUCUCCUAUGACGUUGAUUCAGACAAGAUGAGUGAAAUGGCGGCAGCGUGCGAAUCUCCCCCUAAGAGUGUCCUUAAGUUUGACGAUGAUUCGGAGUUCCCGCCUGUGUAACGGACGGAAGGCGCUUGGGGUCCAGGGGGAUUUCUCAUUCGUCUGGGAUUCUGUUUUUCUUGCUUCUCCUUUUUUUCUUAGUCUUUCAUUCUUCAUCUCUUGUCGUCGUUGUCAUUUCUCUCUCUCUCUCUCUCUCUCUCUCUCUCUCUCUCUCUCUCUCUCUCUCGUUUCAUAAUUCUUCCCCAUUUUUUU